Messenger RNA from Paraglomus occultum, 478 nucleotides. The record is from the annotation of a GenBank genome assembly. Lineage: Eukaryota; Fungi; Glomeromycota; Glomeromycetes; Paraglomerales; Paraglomeraceae.
AAACGUGAUCAGGAAUGUAGGGACCUUAUCUUAGUAGCAGCCGUCCAAAAUCCGGUCACUGGAAAGUACGUUUUAACAAACAAGCCAGGAAAUUCGUCAACACAGCAGAGCAACUCGUCAGGCUAUCCUUUUCCAUCUCCUCAACCAUCGGCAUCUUCUCCUCAGUCAUAUGCAUAUCCUCAAUCAUCGGCAUCUCUUCAGUCAUCAUCAUCUCCUCAGUUAUCGUCACCAUCUUUCUAUCCACGUAUUGAAGCCGGGAUUCGUCCAACAGAGGAGGAAAAGUUGGCUCGGAAACAGGUCAAGAAACAACAGCCAGCUGAAAUGAGAAAUAUGAGGACUCUCGACGCACCAAACAUAACAAGCGAGAACGAUAAUGGAUUCGAGCAACCUACACCAGGCCAAUUUUUGGUCUUUCAAGACGUCCCCUCGGACGUUGGAAGACGGACGUGGGAAUACUACGAAGUCGACGGCUUGAAUG